CAUGUUGGAAGAAAUAGUACGCAUUUUGGUUUGGUGAAAAUUGGCCGUCUCCCAUUUUUUUUAAGUUAUUUUUCAUUUUAUGAAGUAUACGAUGCUGUUUGUUCUAGCGUCAAGGGAGGGAGAUUACGUGUCUAUCGACCUGUGAUCGUUUUGUUCCUAAAGAAAUUUGAGACGAAAAUACACGUCUAAUUGUUUUCUUUUGUGUUUUCUGGGUUGGCUGCAAGGUGACUAUUUACUGAAGACAUGAGUGAAAUAUUCAGAGGAAGAAUAAAAGAGAUUGUGCGUGGGUCAGACUUGACCCUGCUGUCUUCCAAGAAGAUCAGAGAACAGUUGGAGCAAGAAUUCAAGACAGACUUGUCCAAAAGGAAGAAAGAAAUUGAUGACAUCGUGAUGGGCCUCUUGGUGUCUGAGAGUCAGAACGAAGAAUCCCAGAAUUCACCAGAUGAAGAUGACGAAGAUGAAGUUGACAGUGACAAUCCUGUCACAUUGAACUCACAGCCACAAAAGCGAAAACAACAUGCCACAAACACCACGAAAGGCAAGAAAUCAAAGACAGAUUUGUCUGAUGAGGAGACAGAGACAAUGUCUAAAGAUGAGGAACUUGCUCGGAAACUGCAGGGUGAAUCUCGGUCAAGAACGAGAAGAAAGCAGGUGAAAGGUCCGAGGAAAAAGGAAUCAAGAAAGACACCAACAAAGAAAGACAGCUUGUACCAGAAGGAGAUGGUUCUGUCACAUGAGUUAGCAGAUAUCAUGGGAGUGAAUACGAUGCCAAGGGCAAAAGUUGUACAGAGAAUGUGGCAGAUCAUUAAAGAGCGGAACCUCAGUGACCCUGCCAACAAACAGUACCACAUCUGUGAUGAUCAACUCAUGAAGGUAUUUGGGAAAAGAAGGGUGCGGACGUUUUCCAUGAUGAAGUAUCUCAAGGCACACAUCAAGGACCCUGAUCUGCUCACCAAUUCAUAAAAAAAACGGUCAAGCCAUGUAAGUAGUGAUAAUAACUUGGACGCCAGCCAGCCCCAUGAAUGAAUGAAUGAGUGGGCAGAGGUCACCUUGAGCUGGCCAGGAGGUCAAAAUGAAUCCUCUUCAACUUCCUGCUGGUCAGUGCAUGGUCAGUCCAGCAAGGCCAUUCGGAUGCUGUCUGCACUGACCGCUCUGUACACCGACCAUCAGUGACCGUGCAUCAUCAAGUAACAAUACAAUAUGGACACUUAUGUCCAUGCGCUGUGGAGUCCAGCAGUAUUGAUUUAUUCUGUCAUUGUAGUGACAGCACGUUUACCCUUAACUCCAUUGCUCUCAAAAAGAGGAAGUCCUGAAACACAUAACUUGACUUGGGCCUCAAUUCCUUAAUAAAAUUUCUUUUUUGUGAUCGGAUGUAAUGUUUUGACCCAUGGUCACAGAGGAUAUGAAGAAAAAAUUUGUUUCCUUCUUUUUUGGGGUUAUCUUCUUUCAAUUAAAUACAGGUAACUUGACAACCAUAAAGAUGCCACUUAAAAAAGGGCCCAUGGUCUGAAGUAUUUCUUUGGAGAUUUGUUCUUAAUAUAAGCCAACUGAACAUCUAAGAAAAAAUGUAACGAAUGAUGGACAUUCAUGUUGAAAUUACAUUGCAGUUUCCUUUUGGGUAUGAUUUUAAAAACUUAAAUGGUUGAGAAGAAAAAAUCUAAUGCCACGAAACUGAAGUAUUCUCUGCACUGCACUUAUUAUGAUGAAGUUUCCUUUGCGUCUUAUAAUAAGACUUGCUUUGAAGAUGCAGUCAACGUAACUAAAAUAUUAUAUUAUUUCUUUCAAACGAAAAACUGUAAGGAUGUUAUGUUUGUUUAAAGGCAUCAGUUGCUAUAGGAAUCUGCUAAUGGCCAGUUUAUUAAAGAAGGGUUUUCAUCAAUGAAGCUGUCUAAACCUUGGAUUUCAGGCACCAAUUCCAGGCUAGGCCAAUUCUGUGGGCAUUUUGACUACCACAACAGUUUAGCUUAGCACAAUCUGGUUACUGGCAAACAUGCUGAAGAAGUGUA
This is a messenger RNA of Acanthaster planci (crown-of-thorns starfish), 2006 nucleotides long. RefSeq lists its product as uncharacterized. NCBI's taxonomy places the organism in Eukaryota, Metazoa, Echinodermata, Asteroidea, Valvatida, Acanthasteridae. The record is from RefSeq and is a predicted model, not a curated record.